CGCAUUUUCCGCCGCCGCCGCCGCCGCCUCUAUCUCUGGCGUGUACAACGUUGUCUGCUCCUCCUCGUCCGACUCCAACAUCUGCCAUCGAUGACCAACACCGAAAACUACCAGGUCUUCCGCGAGUGCCUGUCCACGGCCAUCGUGGAGAAAUUCUCCACCCCCGCGCAGCCCAAGAAGGCUCGUCGCACGCGCGGCGCUGUUUCUCAGCGUCAGAAAACGCGCAAGGACCCUUCGGGGACUUCCGCUGCUGCUGACGCCUCGCAAUCUCUCCCUGACCGUGCGAGUCCAGAGGAAUUGGCUGAGUUUAUCGAUGUGCGUGAUGGUUUUGUCAUUGUGAAGGAAGAACAGUUCCUCGCAACCGAAACCUUCCCCGCGCUGCCCCCCUCCAUCCAAACCCUAACCUACACUCCUCCACCACCGCCAACAACAACAACAACAACCACAACACCAAGCACCAGAAAUCCACCGACAACAACCCCCUCCACUCCCACCACCACCCGCAACACCACCGAAGCUAGCGCCCCCGAAACCGACCCCCGCGCCCUCGCCGAAACCCUCUGCAGCACCACCCUCCCCGCCUCCGUCCACGACACCCUAACCACCUACGCCCUGCUUGCCGACACUCCCGUACAGGAUGGCGCCGACGCCGACGCCCUCGCCACCUUCUUCACCCCGAUUCUUACCGAGUACAUCGGCGCCGUGACGCGCCCGCCCCCCGUGUGGGCGACGACCCGCACCGACAGCUGCGAGAUCUGCGGCCGCGACUGGAUCCCGCUGAGCUACCACCACCUCAUCCCGCGCAGCGUGCACGCCAAGACCCUCAAGAAGGGGUGGCAUCCGGAGUGGAUGCUCAACAGUGUCGCGUGGCUGUGCCGCGCGUGCCAUAGCUUUGUGCAUCGGAUGGCGGGCAAUGAGGAGCUGGCCAGGGAGUGGUUUACCGUCGACCGGAUCUGCGAGCGCGAGGAUGUAAGGGUCUGGGCUGCUUGGGUGGGGAGGGUGCGGUGGAAGGCGAGAUAG
Aspergillus japonicus CBS 114.51 is the source of this 1020-nucleotide messenger RNA. RefSeq names its product HNH endonuclease. The transcript is spliced from 2 exons. The coding region runs from base 91 to 1020 and encodes 309 amino acids. Lineage: Eukaryota; Fungi; Ascomycota; Eurotiomycetes; Eurotiales; Aspergillaceae. The record is from RefSeq and is a predicted model, not a curated record.